Botrytis fragariae is the source of this 2820-nucleotide messenger RNA. RefSeq names its product putative fungal specific transcription factor domain-containing protein. Bases 1 to 2820 code for a protein of 939 amino acids. Gene Ontology annotation, cellular component: nucleus. Lineage: Eukaryota; Fungi; Ascomycota; Leotiomycetes; Helotiales; Sclerotiniaceae. The transcript is spliced from 2 exons. Gene Ontology annotation, biological process: DNA-templated transcription; regulation of DNA-templated transcription. The record is from RefSeq and is a predicted model, not a curated record. Gene Ontology annotation, molecular function: zinc ion binding; DNA binding; DNA-binding transcription factor activity, RNA polymerase II-specific.
AUGAUAUUCUCCCAACCGCCCACCUCACCUUCCCACGAACUGGUAAACACAACCAAGGAUUGCUCCCCCCUUCACAACACUUCUGAGCAGCGAGUAAACAUUUUGCGCGAGAGAAGUGACAAUAAUACCUCACUACCACGGUCCCCUGUUUCUGAACUCAAAGGACCUUUCGACCACGCAAGGAGAGGUGACAUGUACCAACCAGCCCAUAGUGCAGCUCCUCGAGAGCAACUCCCAUCAAUAACCAGUCUUUUUGGCGGCGCACCACCUCCAAGUAGACCUGCGCAAUCACCAUACUCUGAGAGACAGAGCCCAAUCUUUCCAUCUUCAUCCCCUCAAGAUGGUCGUCUACCUACUACACCUUUACAUCAAGACCGCCCAUUUGAUGCAAACUUUCAACGUUCAGCACCACGACAGUAUACACACGCCUCUCGACCAGAUUCGCUCGAUAGGCUAGGUUAUCCUGCUCCAUCUACUCGUCCCAACUUGGGAUCUAUGCCAGAAUCUCCUCGAUACGCACCCCAAUACCCCAACCAUGACCCACGUCAAGGUCAAAUGCCUCCGGGCAACAAUUGGUCACCUCACUCCGAAUCUCCUCGACAAGAUCAGUUUCCAGCUCUGAGGGCUCAUCCUGAUCAAUACCGACACCAACAUCAUGUCUCUAGAUCUGAACACGAGACUAGACAAUUCUAUCGUGAUCAUGCCCCAGCUCAACGAAACUACAUUCCCACACCUGCUGGUACUGCAAUGGGCGAGCCCGUGACGGUCAAGGAUGGUCUGGGACCCAAGAUCUGGACAGGAACUCAAUUUUUACCUCGUUUCGUCAGACAAGCCGACGUUGCAGGUGAAGGAAUGUGCUAUUUCUACGACGAUGGAACUCACUGCAAGACAGUAAUUGAUGGAGAGAAUGUAAAUGCUCAUUGGGGAGUCACCAAAGCGGGGAAGCCAAGAAAGAGACUUGCAAUUGCGUGUAUCACUUGUAGGGAGAAGAAGAUCAAAUGCGAUCCAGACUACCCUAGGUGUGUGCAAUGCGACAAGUUCGGCAGGGUGUGCAAGUUCAAGAAUGCUCCCCGAGGAGGUCACAACUCCCCAGAUACGCCCCCAGCUGACUCGGAGGAUAGCCUGCCUAGGCCAGGUUCUUCUUUGACUGACGGUGAAUCUUUCAGAGUCGAGGAACGUGAAGGGAGCCAUUCAGUCUCGCCGCGACAAAACUUACGCCGAGCAAGCCCGGAAGUAGAGCAGCAUACCAAGAGACAGCGCAACGGCUAUAAUGAUUACACUCCGGUAGCAUCAGAAGCUUCACCACGACUUUCUGUUCAAGACGCAACAUCCCCAAGAGCUGCGUGGGCUGAGCCAGAAAGUAAUCGAUUGAGCGAUCAUACCUUACAAACGGAGUGGCAAAAUGAUCCGUUCCACUCUGCAAACACAGAUCUUGCUAACGAGUUGUUGUCGACUUUCUUCAAACACGUGCCAGAGACCGCCUCAUUCAUGUUUCCAAAAAAUCAAUUCACAGGCUGGGCCCGUUCCACCAAGGAUAAGUCCUUGAAUGACCUCAUGCUCAUUUAUUCCAUACUUGCCCUUGGAGCAGUAUUCUCACCUCGAUCUCAACACAAGCAUCUGGCGGCACGAUAUGCUGAAGUCGCCAGAUAUGCAUGCGACAGGCGUCACAUUGGUAUUCAAUUAGUUCAGGCUCGUUUGUUAUUGGCUUUAUACUAUUUUGCAAUCAACAACCCUAAUGAUUCAUGGGAUUUCUGUGGGUCCGCUGUGAGGGCCGCCACAGGCUUGAAGUUGAAUAUAGAGAUAGAGAAGAGUGACGAUGCUUACCGCAAGAGUUUUCCCUUCGGGCUCAACUUCAGUGGAUAUGCGGAGUGCAGACGACGAACCUUUUGGAGUUGUUAUCUCAUGGAUAGAUUCAAUGGAUUCUGCUCUGGACAUCUGAGCAUGAUUGAACCAAAACACGUAUACCUUCGCCUACCUUGCGAUGAGGAGAGCUUCGAAAAUCAGGUCAAUGUUCAAAAUCCUCUUUUUGAAGUUUUAAACCCGCGAUCCCUAGACUAUCCACGGACUUUGAACUUAAUGGCAUACCUAAUAAACGUGGCAACGAUUUGGGGUGAUGUUAUGUCCAAAAUAUACAGCAAUUCACAACGACCACAACCAAUAAGGAGCUCUGAUUUCAAUGAGUUCUAUCGAUCUACAGUGGAUCGUCUCUCAAGUUGGAAAAGCACACUGCCGAACCGCUUUGUUAUCCCAGCGGACUCAAUGGGAAGAAUGUCCGAUGGUGGAGAACUGGGCUCCUACAUAACGAUGCAUGCAGUGUAUCACACAACAUUCAUGAAGCUCCAUCGAUAUGUUCAACCUUACAAUCUUGACAAGUCACAACAUUCUCAUUACAUUUCUAUAGCUGAGGAGCAAGCAAAGAAGUUCCUGAAAAUCAUGGAUGUGGUAGCUGAUCGUCGUGAAUCUACCGGCAUGAGAUCGCCAAGCUCAAAUACUUCCAUCGAAUUCUCCUCACCAUUCGUGGGAUAUGCUAUUCUCUCUGCAGUCGAUAUUCUCUCGGCUAAAACACAUAAAGCUUCAAUACCCUCUAUCAUCGACUCCUUCUCUGGCGCACAAUCAGUGAUUGCCGAGAUUGCACAGUUCUGGCAGAUGGCAAGGAUACAGGAAGCACUCGUCUCGGGACGCGUGAGUGACUUGAUUGAAGUCGAACGCAGGAGCUGGUCAGCUUCUGCUAAACAAUCUAGCGCUGGAAUUUUUGAGAUGAGAGAACCAUUGGAGAAAACUUUCUCUCGUGAAAACGAUGGCAUUUAUCCACAAAUAUAA